AUAUAUUUUACAAAAUUUAGGACCUGGAUCCUAGAAUAUUGGAGAAGGUUCAUCCUCGCGCUGCAGCUAGAGGCCGUGGAGGGAUUAUGCGAGGGGGUCCUAUAGCCAGGGGAUUCCCAAGGGGUAUGCCUGUCAGGGGCGGUAUAGUGGUCCGAGGAAACAUCAGGGGCGGUAGAAUCAUGGCCGGGGGCCUUAGACCAGGAAUGCGCGGAGUUCCGAUGAAUGCUCAGUUCAGAGGAAAUAUGCGCGGCAGUGUCCGCCCCGGAGUUCCCAUGCGCCCCGGGGCUCCUAUGCGCGGCGGAGUGUUCCGUGGACCAAUGCGCGGCGGACCAAUGAAUGGUAACCGAGGGGUCCCGAUGAGACCAGGGAUCAGACCGAUGAAUGUUGGACCACGACCUUCACCAGGAGGUAUAAGACCUGGUAUAAAUGGGAAGGCUCCGACCCUCCCCUCCUCUGUCACAAUAACGCCCAUGUCAGAAGUUACCAUCGAUGAUUGAAUAUCGAAGAUGACGCAACUGCGGCGCUCCGUGACCUAACGUGCUACGCAACAUAACGAAGAAUCUUCGUCCAAUACUAUUCUUACUGUGGAAAAAUCUCGCCUUCUCUUAACUUCUGUUUUUAUUCCAAAAAGAAAACAAUUUUGCCAAAAACCAAGAUAUUGAAUUAUGCAAGUAAAAACUAUUUUAAUUUCAAAUAAUUUAGAUUCAAGAUUGUACAUAAUUUAGGCAAAAUAUGGUACGUGAAUUUUGAUUAAAUAGGUUACCCUGAGCAGUACAUGUAUGUACAAAUGUAUGUACACAAUUACGAGAUAACAUCCAGUUAAAUAUUUUGUCAAGUUUUCUCUUUGUAGUUCAUAUGUGAAAUUUACAAGUUUGUUUACAUUUAGCUUUUCAGUACAUUUAGUUGACGUCAUCAAAAUAGUGUACUGCAAAAAUAUGUAAACAAACUUGUUUUCUAUAGGACAAAAGAAAUGAACGUAAUUCUGAUAUAUUUAAACCCCAACGAACAAUGUUUUACAACUUAUCCUACAGUGAUUAUCCGGUAUACACAGAGUGAACUGUCUUAGCAGCUUUAUAGUUAUGUACUGUAUUAUGUAACUAUUAAAAAUUAAUAAAAAAUGAUAUAAAAAUUA
This is a messenger RNA of Eurytemora carolleeae, 1132 nucleotides long. Its product is annotated as translation initiation factor IF-2. The transcript is spliced from 5 exons. Lineage: Eukaryota; Metazoa; Arthropoda; Copepoda; Calanoida; Temoridae. The record is from RefSeq and is a predicted model, not a curated record. Bases 87 to 497 code for a protein of 136 amino acids.